Molecule: messenger RNA, 6448 nt
Organism: Microtus oregoni (creeping vole)
Lineage: Eukaryota; Metazoa; Chordata; Mammalia; Rodentia; Cricetidae
Gene: Zc3hav1
Product: zinc finger CCCH-type containing, antiviral 1
Exons: 13
Coding region: 400-3279 (959 amino acids)
Molecular function (GO): NAD+ poly-ADP-ribosyltransferase activity
Source: RefSeq, a predicted model, not a curated record
GCGCCCCCCAGGAUGCGUCACUCGCCUCAGGCUUAUCAAAACUCCACCCGAGUCCCGAGAACAUCUUUACUUCCUCUCUUCCUGGUAGCAGCCUCGCGGUCCCGGGCUGUGGGGAUCUUACGUCUAGCCCGGACCCGAGGGUGUCGUCGCGCCUGCAGACCCACCUGCGCAGCCUCUCUUUCUUCCCAUUCACUCUCCCGUGCGGGGGACUCUAAAUCUGACCCCUGGACCUUCCUGGUGAGGUAGGGCCGCGACGCCACCGCCGGAGCUGGAAAGCGAAACCGCUCUGCUCCGCAAACGGCACCGCCCGCGUCCGCCCCUGGGGCCGCCCGUAAGUUUCGAUUCUCGGCGAAGCGGUGUCCCGCGCUGCGGCCAGAGCAGCGGCAGCCAUAGCGCGCCAUGGCCGACCCCGGGGUGUGCUGCUUCAUCACCAAGAUCCUGUGCGCCCACGGGGGCCGCAUGACCCUGGAGAAAUUGCUCGAUGAGAUCGCGCUCCCCGAGGCGCAGCUCUGCGAGCUGCUGGAGGCGGCGGGGCCGGAUCGCUUCGUGCUAUUGGAGAUCGGAGGCCAGGCCGGGAUCACUCGGUCGGUGGUGGCUACCACCCGAGCCCGCGUCUGCCGUCGCAAGAUCUGCCAGAGACCCUGCGACAGCCUGCACCUCUGCAAGCUCAACCUGCUGGGCCGGUGCCACUAUUCACACUCUCCGCGGAACCUUUGCAAAUACUCUCACGAAGUUCUCUCGGAACAGAACUUCCAGGUCCUGAAGAACCAUGAACUUUCUGGGCUUAACCAGGAGGAGCUGGCAGUACUCCUGGUCCAGAGCGACCCUUUUUUCAUGCCUGAGAUAUGCAAAAGCUACAAAGGAGAGGGCCGGAAACAGAUCUGCGGGCAGCCGCAACCGUGUGAGAGACUCCACAUCUGCGAGCACUUCACCCGGGGCAACUGUGGUUAUCUCAACUGCCUCAGGUCUCAUAACCUGAUGGACAGGAAGGUGUUGGCCAUCAUGAAGGAGCACGGGCUGAGUUCUGAUGUGGUCCAGAACAUCCAGGACAUCUGCAACAACAAGCACUCUCGGAGGAACCCCCCUGCCAUGAGAGCUCCGCAUUCCCAUCGCAGAGGCGGGGCCAGAGGCAGAAGCAAAAGCAGAGACCGGUUCUUUCACAACAGUCUAGAACUUGUCCCACCUGUCUCGCCUCUGGAGUCUGGUCCACCUAGCCCAGAUGUCAGCAGCUGUAAGGACUCCCUGGAGGAUGUGUCUGCAGAUGUCACGCAGAAGUUCAAGUUCCUGGGAACUCACGACUGUGCACAGCUUUCGGCCGCUUCAUCCAAGACUCCCGGUCUCAGAGGAGCCGGUCAAAUGGGAGCAAGCCUGAAGUUUUCAGAGAAUGGGGACCCGAAUGGCUUCUUUUCUAGGAAUCAUGCAGAUUCAUCCCCAAGUCAAGCAGCCGGCGGCUUCCGGCUUGAUGUGACACAAACACAUGAAGCCAUAGCCGUGAAAUCGAGCAAGCCUUCUGGACCCCAUAUGGAUGUCAAGGGCAAGAGUGAGGCCCAAGACAAACAGAAGGUCCCUUUCUUGGGUAGUUAUGCUGGCGGAGCGGCUGUGGAAGGAAUUCUAGGUGACAGGGGCACAGUCAAUGGUCUGGGAGAAGUAACAUUACCUAGCAACCAUCAGAAGAGUACAGCCAACCCUCAGGAUCCCCGCACCACUGGCAGAAUCACCAACAGUGGUCAAGAUAUGGCAUUCCUGGGUGGCAAAUAUGGAGGAAACACACCCUGGCCCAUUAAAUCGACCCAUAAUGUACCAAAUGGCUCUAGUCAAAUUCUGAGUGAAACUCCUAAGAGCUCUGAAAGCAGCGCCACAGACUUUGGGGUAAAAGCAGCAGUCACAGGAAGAAAAGAAGCCAUGUGCUCUGGAGUACAGAGUCUGAGAAACCAGAUCCCGGCUAUGCCUGAGGAGAUCACUGCCCCUGCACAGGCCAGCAGGCUGCCUCUGUCACCCGCGCUUUCCUCAAGCCACAGAGUUGAGGUCCCUGAUGACCUAUCCUUCAUCACAAGUGCUGCAUCGCCUACUGAUGAUCGUGGCCCAAAGGAAAUCUGUCAGGACCAUCUGUAUAAGGGCUGCCAGCAGAGCAACUGCAACAAGAGCCACUUCCAUCUGCCCUACCGGUGGCAGGUAUUUGUAGAUAAUACUUGGAUUGACUUCCGGGCCAUGGAGGACAUCGAGAAGGCCUAUUGUGAUCCCCAAAAUGAAGUCAUUUUGAUGGGAAUCCAUCGGAUCGAUUUCCAGAAGAUGACCUGUGGUUCCUAUCGCAUCCGACGCCUGUCCACUCCUUCGUUUGUGGCACAGUCGGAGAAUUCUGUCUUCAGCACCACGUGGCUGUGGUACUGGAAGAAUGAGUUUAACAGAUAUGUACAGUAUGGGGAUGAGAGCCAUGGCUAUCCCCGCUCCAACAUCAGCUCUCCGUACCUCGAGUCUUUGUUCCGGUCCUGUCCCAGAGGAGUUGUUGUGCCAUUCCAGGCCGGUUCACAAAGCUACGAAUUGAGCUUCCAAGGGAUGAUUCAGACAAACAUCUCUUCCAAGACUCAACGGUGCGUCGUCCGAAGGCCAGUGUUUGUGUCGUGGAAGGACGUGGAGCAGAGGAGAAGAGGUCCAGACUGGCAGUCGGUGAUGCCCCAGGCAGAGGCUCUGACCCUGGAUGAUCCUCCCCAGAGGAACAUUAGCGAGUUUCCUUCCAACAGAUACGAGUUGUUAGAGCUCAAGAGCUACGACGGGGAGUAUGUCAAAAUAAGUGAACUUUUUAAAGCGUCCAUGAAAUAUCACAAGAUUGCAAAGAUAAAGAGGAUAUGGAAUGAACAACUCUUCCAGGCUUUUGAAAGGAAAGCAUUAAUGAUGGGGAAUAAAACUGAGAUGCGCCUGUUUCACGCAACAAGUCGUGUUCAUGUGGAUUAUAUCUGUCAGAAUAACUUCGAGAGGAUUCUAUAUGGAAAUUUGGAGAACAGAUAUGGAAAAGGAAAUUACUUUACAAAAGAAGCCAUCUCUUCCCACAAAAAUUGUCCAUACGAUGCCAGAAACAGUGUUAUGUUUGUGGCCCGAGUCCUGGUUGGAGAUUUCACUGAAGGAAACAUGAUGUACAAUAGCCCUCCUGCGCACUACGACAGCUGUGUGGAUAGCAGGUUGAAUCCCUCCGUCUUUGUCAUCUUCCAGAAAGAGCAGAUUUACCCAGAGUAUGUGAUUGAGUACUCGGAGCCAGAAAGAGACAAAACCUGCAUAAUUAGUUAGAAAUGAUGAACACUGCGCCGAAACCAUUCUGCCGACUUCUAGGACCAAAUCAUCCCCAGACAGUAGUUAGACUUUCGCGUAUCCUUGCUACAUUAGCGGAUGUCUUAAAUCAGCCAUUCUCAAACUUUUCUCUCUCCAAAUUCAGUCCCGGGCUGUACCCCCACAAGAGCGAGGCAGUGUGCUCUUUGCUAAAACUCUCCGUGAUGCCAGCGUUUUGAAAAGAUUGCAUUGUCUUAAAGUUACCAGUCAGGCUGACUUCCGAAUUGUCUGGAAUCGACUUUGCUCUUUCUCAUCCCCUCUUUGUUUUUGCUGUUUAGGUAGUGCUGCUGUAGUUUCACUGAAGUUGAAUUGGAUAUUAGUUUGGGAACUUUGAGAGUAAUGUAAUCCUGUUGAUUGAAAUAGUGACAUAAGACAUUGCAGCUAUGGGCAGAAAACCUGCUGAGGGAAGAGGCUCAAAGUUCAAUUUUAAUGCGAUUGAGACGCAGUAGCGAUACUAUUACGCGACGAAACAGAUCUGAGGGGCGCAUCGCUUUAGCUCUGCGUCCACUGGAAAGACAGGCUCCGUGGAGCUGACGCUGACAGACAUGAUAAGAGCCCCCACGUAUAGUUCAGAAGCAGCUCACUGGAGUCAGCUGGCCAGUUAAGCUCUUGGUGUCCAUGUCCUAAUUCAUGUGAUCACAGGGGACACCUCUUGCAGGUCAGACUUUCGUGGGAUCAUCUGGAUUUUAGUAGGAUGAAGUUGCAGUACUGGUAAACCCCAGCGCUGUUGGCAUUUGCAGGCAGAGAUAGAAAAGGGUCACCAGAAACCGGGAAAGGCCGUCCCUGUUUGAAGGUCGGGCUCGCAAGUCUGGUUUGCUGGUGAGCGCCAAAGCAGUACGCAGAAAACGAUGUCCCCACAUAGCCCUUCCCGUGCUAGCCGCAUCUGUUUGGAAAACAUAGCAGGUGUGUUUUCUAACAGCAUUUAGGAUGCCUGGACCAAUAUUUUCUUCCUUGCAACGUACGGAUCAGGUCUUUCUUCCAAUCCCCCUUCCUCAACAUUCCAUAACCAGUCCCUGCAGUUUCCUGUCCUGUGUUGUUAGUGGGCAUUUGGUCAGAUGCUUCACUUUGAUGGUCUCCACCAGUAACGCUGGAUAGAGCAUUUUUUAGAGCAGGGCUCUUUUUCUGGGGUGCAUGCCACAAUUUUUUUAAACUGAUUUUUCUUUUUUUUUAUCUUUUUUUCUUUUUCUCAUGUGGAAUCUUGUACUUUGGAAUACUCCUCCUCUGACCUAGACCAUGCUAUAGACAUGUAGUGUAUCCAACUUCCCAGUAAGCUAACUUCUAGUUCGAUAUUUACCAGUCGUCUCUGGUUCAACAGGUCCAAAAUGGAGCCUUCUAUUCACCUCUUUCAAAGGGGUCAAUUCCUGGUGUGUUUGUCCCCCCACCCCACCCCAAGCCUUAAAUAGUGUCUCUUGCUCCCUGCUAUGCAGCCCAGGCUCCUAGCUUCCCCUAACCUCUUACACAUCAUAGUUAUUUCCAAGUCCAUUUUCACCUUCCUCACAAGCCCUUCUGUAGUCCUUGCGGUUCUUAAUAGGGUUUCUCUCUAGCCUUGGAGCCUGCCCUGGAACUCACUCUGUAGACCAGGCUGGUCUCGAACUCACAGAGAUCCGCCUGCCUUCCAAGUGCUGGGACUAAAGCCUGCGCCACCACUGCCCUGCUUCCUUGUGGUUCUUGAUGACUUUUGCACCUGAUUCUAUUCAGUGGUUCUCAGUGAACUGUUCCCUCCCCUCCCCGCAACUAGGCAAUAUCUGUUUCAAUCUCCAAAGUGCGAUUCAGACAUAGCUUCUCCACAUAAUUCCAUUGAUUAAAAAAAAAUCAAAGUUGAUAUCAUUUAAGAGGGAAAUAAAAGGUCAUAACUCCGGCACGACUUUACAGUACUAAGACAUAAUGGAGUCGUCAGAUGCCUACAUUACCAUGAAUCAGUGUGAGCUUAGAAGAAAGGAAUUGGAGGGACGUGUAUGGACAUUAGAGUAAAAACAAUGAUGCAAGUCAUUUGCAGAUGUCAGCUCUAUCUGUUCAUGGUAAAAACGAAAUACCUUCAUUGAAAUAAAGAUACUGCACAAAAGAACAGACAGAGAAUGAAGAGAUAUAUUCUUACAGACGAGCUGUAGGUCAUACAUGAAUGUCUGAUGAGACAUUCAAAACUCGAAUAGGGCGCAGAAUAAUUUCUUAUUGUGAGAAACCGCCUAAUGUAUCGAAAGAUAGGUAGUUGGCUCUCACUCGCUAGCUAAAUCCCAGUAGCGCCCUCCCCCGCCCGCAGUCAUGACAACCAUAGACCCUACUAGACCCGUUCAUUCUUUUAAAGGUAGAUCUUUUUAUAACAUCUUUUGCCAUCUUGAGGUGAUUUAUAGGUAAUACAAUCUACACAUGAGCUUAUUAAAACUUAAUUUAGCGCCCUACCUGUGUUAUAAUGGAGAUGAAAGAUGGGAACUUUGUAAUGAACAUACACUUCAGUGUGUGUGUAAGGGCUCAGGCAUGACUAUGCUCUACGCUUUGAAAGAGCCGUUAACUCUGUGAAUAGGUUUGGACUUAGGAGUCCAGCAGGGGCAACUUCUUGAAAUGGGUGAAGUACAGGAAAGUGAGAAAUACAAGGGAUGGGUGACACAAACCAGACAGCAUUAGGGCACGGCGAAGCAGACCACGCCCCUUAUCUGUCUAUGGUGAAGGGAAGGGCGGGAUCACUUUAAUUUAAUGAUAAUAAGACAGGACAGAUUACAGUUUGUCUCAGAGAAGACAAGUGUUGUAUCUCUCAGACAAACUGUAGGUCCUGCAUAAAUGUCCGAUAGGACAUUAGACAGUCGCAAAGGUGCAGAAGAGUUUGUGUGUGGGACUGACCUAAACCACACACAGCAGGACGCUUGUUCUGCCUCAAGCUGCGUCUACUCAGUGCCGGUAAUAACCUUCAGAUAGAAAGCUGACCGCCAUCACUCUCGGCACGCUACCGGGAGAACCACUGGACCUUGUUAGUGGCCGCGCUCUUGGUUGGAUUCAUUCAGCCGUUACUUCUAUUUUGUUUUACUAUAGCGUAAGCCAGAUCCUUGCUUCAAAAACCCCCAGUUUUUAAACCGCUUUGUGCCUUUGUUACGUCUAUCUGUAUCAGCCUUGUUUGCGCAAUAAAAAGAAAAAAAAUUAA